AUGAAUUUAUUAGAUUUGGAGGAAUAUAAACGAAAUUUUGCAGAGUAUGGCUCGGAUGAUGAUGAUUUAAGUGAUUGGUCCGAUGAUGAGGAAUUGGAUUCGAAACAAGCAAGAAAAACCAAAACCACCAAUAAUAAUGAUAUUCUUGAUGAUAAUGUAGUGUUUCAUAUGGAUACGAUGUGUAAUAUUACAGAUAUCUUUAGUAGUAAUAAUAGAAUGGAAGAUCGUCAUCAAAUAUUACACAAUGAUGAUCAUGGAAUGUUUGAUGACGACGAUGAUUUUAUGAAUGAUGAUUUCAAUACAACCAAUGAAAAAUCGGAAGAUUUAUUCUAUACUAUCAAUUUUGAUCCAAACAAACUCAUCACUUGCCAUUUACCAUUUACUCACUUUCCUCAUGGACAUUUAUUUGAGCAUUAUACUCUCUUUAAAAUUACACAAACUCCUCCUAUUGGAAAUAUUAGGGUAAUUACACCUUGUACAAAAGUUAUUAGACAAAAUGAUCUGAUACGCGAAAUAUUCAACAUGUUGAGAGGAUUUCAGGGAACUAUAUUUAAAAUUGUGAAUGAUAAUUUUGAGCUUUCUGAUAGGGAGCUUUCUGUUUCUUUCCUCUCUAGGACAGCUCUACAUAAUUCCUUAAAUUAUUUUAUUAAGAUAGGUAACAAGCUGAGGAAAAUGCAUUCGACUGCAACAAGAUCGAUACGCCUUGUAAAAAGCACAAUUAUUCAAUCUUGCUACUCAUCAAUAUUACAAAUAAUAGAGAAAAUCAGAGACGAUUUAUCGGAAAUGGAGAAGAGUAAUCAAAUGGGAAAGAGAUUUGGAGAUACACACAAUCUUUCUCUCCUCUCCCUUAGGACAAAUCUUUUUGUUUUUGAACAAAAAAUUCAUACACUCAGAAAACUGGAUGAAGAAAUUGAGGAAAUCUUAGAUAGAGAGGAUUCACAGAGUAAUUUAAUGUCAGAUUUAAUUUCUCACUUUUAUGAAAAAGUUCUCACGAGACAAUAUAUUUCCAUGGAGAGCAACAAUGAUGAGUAUGAUUAUUCAUUGCAAAUAUUGAUGGCUAUUCUAAAGCCAUACCUUUCCAUUACAGACAGCUGGAUAUUCGAAGGGACCUUGCAGGACCAACACAAUGAAUUUCUUCUCAAGAGGAAUGAGUUGGUGGAUAUUGGAACACCUCUCUUCUGGAGUGAGGGAUUUACUGAAUCUAAGGUCUGUUCCCUGCUCUCAAAAAUUAAGGACAAGAUUAGUGCAACAGGUAAAUCCAUCAUUAUUGUGCGGGAUAUUGAGCAAAAGUAUGAAAUUGCUGCCAAUAACAGUUCUAUUGGUGAUUAUCUACUAGAAAAGGAGAAACCCUCACUCUUUAAUCUACUUUCUUCUUCGAUGGGUUUAGAGAAUGAUGAACAUCACUCACCCUUUGAUGAUGACGAGUCAAUAAUCAUUUCUCCACUGAAACCUCUCAAUUCCUUUAGGUCCUCGCCAUCAUCCUCAAAGAAGAGAGAAAAUCAAUCUGCAGGCUCUUCUUCAAACAACAUCAGACAAACCACACUUGCUCCCAUUGGAUCUUUACACUCUCUGAGAUCACCACCAAAGAAAAAACGAAUGAUAUCACUUUUAGAAAAGGAAGACUUGUACAGUAAUGCACUUCCAGCUGACAAUAGCACCAAUCAACAAGAACUCUUGUUCUUUGACUUUUCUAAGGAGCACAAAAUAACAAAUCAAGACAAGCUAACCUCAAUUUUCAAGAAGAAGAGUCUCAUGGAUGUACUUGAAUUUUCAUCAGAGAAUAGUCAAAAAUUACAAACUCUACCAUUGGAAAUAAUAUUUAACGUUGGACUAUCAAGCCACAUAGAGGAGCAAUAUCAUAGAGUAUCUCCCUAUCUUUGUGAUUUAUUGGUCAAUAGAUGCAAGUUACUGGACCAUCUGACAGCAAUAAGAGCAUUCUACUUGAUGGAGGCUGGUGACAUUAUGGACUAUUUUGCCACCAAAUUAUUUAAUUUAUCUGAUAGAUUUUUCCAAUUUGAUUUUAGAGGAAUUACAACAUUUGAUCUUCAGGUUAUUCUCAAAGAUGCACUUCGUUUAGGAAUGGAAUUUCCAAGGAGGUAUUCUUUUGCUACCGAAAACUCAACCUCUGUCUACACUACUGAUAUUUUCACUUCUCUGAAAUUGGAUGAAAUAAUUUCGGUUCACUUUGAUGAUGGAAGUAUCAAGCAUGAGGAAAAUAACUUUUUUGAUGCAGUCACUUUUAAUUAUGAAUUAGAGUGGCCUUUAAAUCUGAUUAUUUCAGCUCAACACAUACAGAGCUAUAAUGAGGUUUUAGUUUUCAAUCUCAAACUAAAACAAGCUAAACAAGGUUCGUUUUUAAUAUUUUAA
Naegleria gruberi is the source of this 2367-nucleotide messenger RNA. RefSeq lists its product as uncharacterized. The record is from RefSeq and is a predicted model, not a curated record. The coding region runs from base 1 to 2367 and encodes 788 amino acids. The transcript has a single exon. NCBI's taxonomy places the organism in Eukaryota, Heterolobosea, Eutetramitea, Acrasida, Naegleriidae. Gene Ontology annotation, biological process: meiotic cell cycle; mitotic cell cycle; microtubule nucleation. Gene Ontology annotation, cellular component: centrosome; equatorial microtubule organizing center; gamma-tubulin complex. Gene Ontology annotation, molecular function: microtubule minus-end binding; gamma-tubulin binding.